This is a messenger RNA of Theobroma cacao (cacao), 1112 nucleotides long. Its product is annotated as histidine-containing phosphotransfer protein 4-like. Lineage: Eukaryota; Viridiplantae; Streptophyta; Magnoliopsida; Malvales; Malvaceae. Gene Ontology annotation, biological process: phosphorylation; phosphorelay signal transduction system; cytokinin-activated signaling pathway. Gene Ontology annotation, cellular component: cytoplasm; nucleus. Gene Ontology annotation, molecular function: protein histidine kinase binding; histidine phosphotransfer kinase activity. The record is from RefSeq and is a predicted model, not a curated record.
GUAAAAUCCCCUUCUACUCUCUUUCUCUCCCACUCUCUCUUCGUUGGGUGGCAAAGGAAUAAAGGGAGCAUCCUUCUCAAGUCUUCCUUCUUUAACUUUUGGCUGUCAGUUCCACAGAGAGAUGUACAGAGAAAGAUACAUGACAGGGACCACUGUCUGCUCAUGUAAAGCUUCCCCUGCUGGAUUAUGUAAUUUGACGGAUUGCUUGGAUGAUGCUUGAAGCUUCAAACCGAGGACUCGUAUGCUGAAAGAGCAACGUUUUCCUGAAACUCUUUAGUCUUUCAGUUAAAGGAUGAACAUGGCAGCCAUCAGCCAUGCGUUCUUCAUGUACAAGUUUGUUGCCUGACUUGGUUUGUUCGCCGGUGGACAUGUAACCCUCGGGGGAAGGUUUCCAGUGUUGGUGGACGGCUGGGGUUGAACAUGGCAAGGGGAACCUCUUAUAGCGAUCUGCUGUUUUUGGCCAACGUUUGUUAGCCACGUCCCAAAAUCCAAAAGGCAGGGAUGGGCAGGAAUCGCUUGCAACACCAAGUUGCCUGCAUGAGAAGGUCCCUAUUUGAUCAGGGAUUCCUUGACGAGCAAUUCAUCCAGCUGGAGGAGUUACAAGAUGAUGCCAGCCCUAAUUUUGUACAAGAAAUUGUUACACUAUUUUACACUGAUUCAGCAAGAUUGAUUCAGAACAUCGAACAGGCACUGAACAAUGGGCCUAUUGACUUUAGUAAACUGGAUGAUUACAUGCAUCAAUUCAAGGGUAGCAGCUCCAGCAUUGGAGCUAAAAAGGUGACCGAUGAAUGCAAAGUGUUCAGAGAAUACUGCAGUGCAGAAAAUGCUCAAGGAUGCAUUAGGACUUUUCAGCAAGUCAAGCAAGAGUAUGCAAUCUUGAGGAGGAAGCUCGAAGUUUACUUCCAGAUGGUGAGACAGGCUGAUGUUGCUCACACACCAUGAGGUGCCUGGCCUGUCAGGUGCUGAUAUAAAUGGAGAUAUAUAAACUGAUAUAGCCUUCACUAAAAUUAGUUCCAUUACCAUGGAAACAAGGAUCCUUUGUCGAUGAUGCAUGAGUAACUAUGUCCUGAAUAUCUAAAUAUCAUCAAUAAUAUGCCACUUUAUAUUUCCCA